UUACAUAUUCCCCCCCCCCCCACCACUCUCUCUCUCUAAAAAGUCAGCGCCUCCUUUUGUCCCUCAACCAUAAACCAGAAGCAAAGAAAUGGAGGAUGACUGGGAUCUCCACGCCAUCGUCAGAGGCUGCGCCGCCCUCACCGCCCCCUCCCCCGCAGCAGCAACGAACAACAACACCAGAUCCUUUGAAUCUCUCCAUACUCAUAACUUCUCGGUCUCUUCCUUCCAAGAUCUGCUCCAGCCCAGACGAAACGACGUCGUUCCACAAGAUCUCUACCAACCCUUUUUCCCCAAAUCCCAAAUCCCUUUUUCUUUGCCGAUUUCGCAAGAUCCGCCGCAAACGCAAACGCAGCAGCCUUUCUCUGUUUCGAAUGCCCCAAAAAUCACUGCUUCUCACACUCCCACCCCAAGGCCCAAAAGAAGAAAGUGCUACAACAAGAAGGUUUGCCACGUGGCAGCCGAGAAUCUAUCUUCCGACGUGUGGUCGUGGAGAAAAUACGGGCAGAAACCAAUCAAAGGCUCUCCAUAUCCAAGGGGUUAUUACAGAUGCAGCACCUCAAAAGGCUGUAUGGCGAGGAAGCAAGUGGAGCGGAAUAAAUCCGACCCGGGAAUGUUCAUCGUGACCUACACGGCGGAGCACAACCACCCCAUGCCCACCCACCGCAACUCCCUCGCCGGCAGCACCCGCCACAAGCCGGCUGAGCCUCCCGCCUCCAAGAAUUCCUCUCUCUCACCGUCCGAGAGCCUCUCGCCGGUGCCGGAGAAGCUGGAGAGCAGCAGAGAGGAGGAUUUAGCCGACGACGAAGACGACGCCGUUUUUAGCGUUGCGGACAUGGCUUUGGAUGACGAUUUCUUCGCCGGUUUGGAGGAUUUCACGGCUGGCUCCGCCCACUUGCAGUUCCCGUGGCUGUCCACUAGCGCUAAAACCACCACCACCGCCGGCGGCCGUUGACCGGUGGAGGAGAAGUGAUUAGAUAGUUAGAUGCUUCUUAUUUUAGUAUUUGUAGAAGUCAACAUUUUUUAUACUACUACAGUAUUUUUCUCUAUUAUUCUGGUGUGGGCUGAGUUGUAAAGAAUCUAGACAUGACAUUGUGUUUUUUAUUUCAUCUUUUUUUUGGUAGUUUUUCAAUCAUGUAUAUAUGAGAAAAGGUGUUAUUUAUUGUUAUGCGUAAUGAAAUCAUGAUUAAGAAUUUUAUGAUUAUGCUUAA
This is a messenger RNA of Salvia hispanica, 1208 nucleotides long. RefSeq names its product WRKY transcription factor 22-like. Gene Ontology annotation, biological process: regulation of DNA-templated transcription. Lineage: Eukaryota; Viridiplantae; Streptophyta; Magnoliopsida; Lamiales; Lamiaceae. Gene Ontology annotation, cellular component: nucleus. Gene Ontology annotation, molecular function: DNA-binding transcription factor activity; transcription cis-regulatory region binding. The record is from RefSeq and is a predicted model, not a curated record.